AUGACCGCAACAGAUUACAUUCUUACAAAUGACCAGCGAACUUCCAUUGAAGAAGUACUGAGGAUUGUUGGUCCCAAAGAUGCUGCUAAUAAAUACUGUACUCCGUUCAAUGUAUUAAGAUGGAUUAAUAAUUUUGAUGAUAUUGAAGAAGCAGCCAAACGACUACAGUACCAUUUAAAUGUCCGACAAAUUAAGAGGCUGGAUACGAUACACGAAAACAAUGACGAGCUUAACAAAACAUUUUCCAAGCAUUUUCCUCUCCAUGUGGUCGGACGAAAUCGAUUUGAUGACAACAAGGUCGUGGUAUACGAACCAACGGGUAAUAUUGAUGUCUACAACUUACUCGAAAAAGUUCAGUUCACUCCGUUUAUGAAAAGCCGCUUUCAAAAGCUUGAGGCAGUCUUAAGAACAGUCAACAAAUACGAGGAAGAAACCAAACAGCUCUCCAGUGCAAUACUAAUUAUUAAUUUAGAAGGGCUAGUCCUUCAGUCCAACUUGGUCAACAUUGUCAAAGGGCCAUAUCGGAUAAUGUGGGGAACUUUGUUUGACGAGUACCCUCAGCUGUUUUCUCGGAUAGUCGUGAUCAAUGCACCAUCAUUUAUGAACAUUAUAUGGGCCGCGGUCAGCCAAUUUCUAGACGCUGAACUUACGGAGAAGAUAACAAUUUUAACAGAAGAAACCCACAGCGAAAUUUUUGAAUAUAUUGACCCGUCCUACUUGCCAACGUCGUGUGGAGGGGAACUGGAUGACGAAAGCUUAUCAGAAAAGAUCCCAUCCUUUGAAACAUUCCCACCACCUUCAGGAGAUCCCAAUGUGCUUCUCAAGGAAUUAAUAAUUCCAGCGGGCGGCUCUCUCGUUCAAGUCUAUCACUUCGAUGAAAACACAGAAUUGGAAUUCUACUUAAACCAUCAAGAGGAAUUUUCAUACAUUAUAUUGUACUCCGAAGAAAAUAUUGACUAUAAUAAAUGGGGCGAAGAAGAACUACAGGAGGUUUAUGCAGGAUGCGAACUACCUGGUCUCGCUACGACUGACUACUGGAAAUGGAAAACUCCAUACACAGGCUAUUACUACAUUUGUUACGGUAACGAAAAAGCCUGGUUUUAUUCAGUGUUGGUCAAUCAUCUUAUAAACAUCUGCGACGCUUAUGAGUCUACUUCAGCCUUACCAAUUGCAGAAUUUUGA
Messenger RNA from Enterobius vermicularis (human pinworm), 1182 nucleotides. The record is from the annotation of a GenBank genome assembly. NCBI's taxonomy places the organism in Eukaryota, Metazoa, Nematoda, Chromadorea, Rhabditida, Oxyuridae.